This is a messenger RNA of Raphanus sativus (radish), 2272 nucleotides long. Its product is annotated as pentatricopeptide repeat-containing protein At3g22670, mitochondrial. Lineage: Eukaryota; Viridiplantae; Streptophyta; Magnoliopsida; Brassicales; Brassicaceae. The record is from RefSeq and is a predicted model, not a curated record. The transcript has a single exon. The coding region runs from base 387 to 2060 and encodes 557 amino acids. Gene Ontology annotation, molecular function: protein binding.
AAUAACUUAUAAACCUACGGAAUCAAUUUUAAAAAAAAAACAAAUUCUUCAAAUUUAUUUAAAUAUUUUUACAUAAUAUAUAAAAUAAUUCAAAUUAUUUGAUAUUUGUAUGUGAUAUAAUUAAACCAAACCGAAAUUAAGCUGAAUCUGAUUUUUUUUCCAGGUUUCAACUGAUUUUUUGCUUUAUUUUUAAAUGAACUCAGUGCCGUCACUUCAGUUAUGUGAGGUAACCAAAUGAAAAAGAAAAAAAAACAAAUUGAAUUGUGAAAGGGAUCUACACCCAUCAACUACCCGACCCGGAUUCAACCCGGCGUAAAGCAGCAAACUUUAGGUUUUGUUUCGACCCAUUCAUCGGACAACACAGAGACAAAUCGGAGUAACCAAAAAUGCUCGCAAAGCUCCGGAUUAGUAAGCUUCUCUCAUCUUCCUUACCUCGGAGAAUCUAUCAACGGCGGUUCCUGGCAACGCGCAAUGCCUUCUCCAACUCCGAGGAGUCACCCGAGUCGCCGGAGCUUCCGUCUUGGAUCAAAGACUUCCUCUCAAACAAACCUUCCUCUUCUUCAAAUCCAAUCUCCUCCUCCUCCUCCGACGAAGACUUCGUCAUCCCUUCCUUAGCGAGCUGGGUCGAGACCCAGAAGCUCGGCCGCCAAGAACCCUCACCUGGAAACAUCGCACCGAUAGAAGAUAUCGAUAAAGUCUCCGACUUUCUCAACAAGAAGGGAGCUUCUCACGAAGACAUCGUCAAGGCCCUGACCAAAUGCGACGACGUCGUUGUGGUCUCAGAUACUCUGGUUCUGCAAGUUCUGAGGAGAUUCAGCAACGGGUGGAACCAAGCUUACGCCUUUUUCACUUGGGCAAAAUCGCAAACAGGUUAUACGCACUCCUCCCAAGCUUACAACGCGAUGGUUGACGUCUUGGGGAAGUGCAGGAACUUCGAUUUGAUGUGGGGACUAGUAGAUGAGAUGUCCGAGCUCGUCACGCUCGAUACGAUGAGUAAAGUUAUGAGGAGGCUGGCCAAGUCAGGGAAGUAUAGUGAAGCUGUUGACGCGUUUCUAGAGAUGGAGAUGAAGUACGGUGUGAGGAGAGAUACUAAUGCUAUGAACAGUUUGAUGGAUGCACUUGUGAAGGAGAACAGUAUAGAGCAUGCUCAUGAGGCGUUUCUGAAGAUGUUUGAUACGGUUAAACCGGAUUCUAGGACGUUUAACAUUUUGGUUCAUGGGUUUUGUAAAGCUAGGAGGUUUGAUGAUGCUAGGACGAUGAUGGAUUUGAUGAAGGUUGCUGGGUUUGGUCUUGAUGUUGUUACGUACACUAGCUUUGUUGAGGGUUAUUGUAAGGAAGGGGAUUUUAGGAGAGUUGAUGAGGUGUUGGAGGAGAUGAGAGAGAGCGGGGUUAAGCCUAAUGUUGUGACUUAUACGAUUGUGAUGCAUUCUUUGGGGAAAGCUAGACAAGUAGCUGAAGCUUUGGGAGUGUAUGAGAAGAUGAAAGAAGACGGGUGUGUUCCUGAUGCUAAGUUUUAUAGCUCGUUGAUACAUAUUCUGUCUAAGACUGGUAGGUUUAAGGAUGCGGUGGAGAUAUUCGAGGACAUGACGAGUCAAGGGGUUUCUCGUGAUGUUUUGGUGUACAAUACGAUGAUAUCAUCUGCGGUUCAUCACUCGCGAGAUGAGAUGGCUUUACGUUUGCUUAAGAGGAUGGAGGAGGAGGGGUCGUGUAGUCCAAACGUUGAGACUUAUGCGCCGUUGCUGAAGAUGUGUUGCCAGAAGAAGAAGAUGAAGCUGCUUGGGGUCUUGUUACAUCACAUGGUGAGAAAGGAUGUGAGUAUCGACGUGGCGACGUAUAUACUUCUCAUUAGAGGGUUGUGUAUGAGCGGGAAAGUAGAAGUGGCUUGCUUGUUCUUUGAGGAGGCGAUGAGGAAAGGAAUGGUUCCUAGAGAUAGCACUUGUAAAAUGCUGGUGGAGGAGCUGGAGAAGAAAGGUAUGGGAGAAGCAAAACUCAAGAUUCAGAGUUUGGUUCAAUCCAAAGUUGUGAUGACCAAGUCAGAAAGUCCUUUACCUGUUGCGUAAGAGUUUUAGUCUGUUUGGAGUUGAUGGCUCAAAAAGUUUUGUUUCUGUUGAAUGUUAAAUUCAUAUAUGCCUUGUUUUUUUUUUUUUUUUUCAUAUAUGCCUUGUUAGCUGUCAAGGCAUGUUUUUCUUACUUUUUACUGAAACGUAGUGAAAAACAACAUUGUUUUGUAGUGUUGGAUGAAGCAAUUCAAUGGAUGUUAAAGUUUUGAAUA